AAAGUCUACAUUGCGGCAAUGAAAAUGUGUAUGUUCAUUGCUCACUGAUAAAUGAGUGCGAUAAAGUCAACGAUUGAGAGCGUAUAAAUUUCGAGCAUUCGUCUAAGCAGCCGUCAGUUGUUCAGUGAUUUUCAUAAAGUACACAGUAUUUUCUUAAUCGGAAUAAAGCAUUCUUUGUUUGAAUAAAAGCUUUGAUAUUUUGUGUGUGAAAGAAAUUUUAAUUUAAAACAAAGCCAAGAAUGGAUGAAAUUGUUGAAAAAAUCCGUGCCCGUAUUGCAAGCGUCGAUCCUGAUGGUCCGCGCAAAGUGACUGGUGUAUUUCAACUGAAUAUCAAAAAUGAGGACGGAUCAGCAAGAGUCGUUACGCUUGAUUUGAAUAAGCUGGAAGUUUUGGAUGGCGAUGUUAGCGAUGCACCUGAUGUGUCCGUCGACUUUGAUGGCCCAGCUCUGGUUCAAGUAGCCACCAACGAACUUUCAUUCGAAGAAGCUGUCCAGAGUGGUAAAGCUAUGGUCACUGGAGACAUUGAACUUGCUAAAACAUUGGGCGAUGUUGUCAGCGACAAACCACUUGAAUAAACAUCAGAUUUAAGUAGCGCAAUUUAAUGCAUUUCAAUCCAAUAAAUCGCAAACGUGAUUGUAACCACUUUGAUAUGAUCAAAUUUUUCAUCUUUUUCAAUCCGAUGAUUUAUAUUAUAAAUUGAAUUGUGACUCGGUGGGGAUUCGAUUGCAUAAAAUUGCUUGAAAAUAUUUAAAUUGUAAUGGCAUGACAGAAAUGAUGUACAAGAAAUUUAAAAAGGAAUAAUAAAAGAAAAUGUUUCUUAAGAAGCAAA
This is a messenger RNA of Contarinia nasturtii (swede midge), 829 nucleotides long. RefSeq lists its product as uncharacterized. The coding region runs from base 240 to 575 and encodes 111 amino acids. NCBI's taxonomy places the organism in Eukaryota, Metazoa, Arthropoda, Insecta, Diptera, Cecidomyiidae. The transcript has a single exon. The record is from RefSeq and is a predicted model, not a curated record. Gene Ontology annotation, cellular component: cytosol.